This is a messenger RNA of Phlebotomus argentipes, 4780 nucleotides long. It is a transcript of the gene Gprk2, whose product is annotated as G protein-coupled receptor kinase 2. Gene Ontology annotation, biological process: signal transduction; protein phosphorylation; regulation of signal transduction. The record is from RefSeq and is a predicted model, not a curated record. NCBI's taxonomy places the organism in Eukaryota, Metazoa, Arthropoda, Insecta, Diptera, Psychodidae. Bases 627 to 2555 code for a protein of 642 amino acids. Gene Ontology annotation, molecular function: ATP binding; G protein-coupled receptor kinase activity. The transcript is spliced from 11 exons. Gene Ontology annotation, cellular component: cytoplasm.
UUUUCCUCCGCUCUGCAAAUUGCCAUUUUACCAAUUUUCCAGCCAGCAAUUGAGUCUUGUGCUGCGUGAAAAGUGGUGCGUGAAACACUGCGUGAGCGUGCAUGCUGUAAUGUUCUGAGUGCGUGCGGUGUGUGAUUCACAAGUUGGGCGUGUGUGGAAAUAUGGAGCAGGCGAGUUGCGGGCCGUGUCGCGGGCAAAGCAGUGAGAAAAGUGCAAAAAAGUCCCCUUUGGCGCUGCGGCAGAUGUGAAAAUUGGCUUCACGCAGCUUUUCCACGAGGCAGCCGAGCAAUUUCACACCAAAAGCGAAGCGAAGGCACAAUAGGAAAGCCGUCCGUGUGUGUUGGUGAUUCUGCUGUGAAGACGACGACGACGACAGUGAGGCGCGCGCGAGGGAGUUCAAGGGGGAGGCGCAGAAAUAGCAAAAGAAUUGUAUAGACGAGAGAGACAACGUCAAAGUAUCUGGAAUCAUCCGGAAGUUGAAUUGUUGACAAACGGAGUGAUUCUUCAAUUGAGUUUGGCGAGAAAGACUGAAGCGUGUGCGACUGACACGACGAGGGAGAACAGAGAGAGAGACUUCAAUUUGAGUGUGCAAGGGGUAACAAUAAAAGGCCGCCAACCUGGAACUGAUGGAAUUAGAGAACAUUGUGGCCAAUACGGUCUAUUUGAAAGCCAGAGAAGGUGGCUCAGACAGCAACAAGGGGAAGAGUAAAAAAUGGCGAAAGAUCCUCCAAUUCCCACACAUAUCACAGUGUAUUCAACACAAGGCGAGAAUUGAUGUGAAUUACAAUUACGUCAUAGAUCAGCAGCCGAUUGGCCGAAUUCUCUUUCGAUCAUUCUGCGAGCACAAGCGGCCCCUCUACUUCAGAUACAUCGCAUUCUUGGACUCUGUAGUCAGAUAUGAAGUGGAGUACGAUGAGCACCGGACGGAAAUAGCGAAGGAGAUCGGGAAGCGCUUUCUCGGGAUUUGCGUGGAUGAGGAGGACAAUGAGGGCACACAGCCGACAGUGCCGCCGGCCACAGGAGCGGCGGACGGUGCGCCGGAGAUCGGCGAGUGCAAGAGUGUGCCCGAGGAGGAGGAACAGGUGCAAAUAGCGGUGGAACAGUCGCCAGAAAUCGAUGAUGAUGACACGCCAAAGGUGGUGGGGGACAAGGGGGAGUUGGUGCUGGAUGUCCUCAAUGUGGAUCUUAUUUCGUCCGUGCGAGAGAAGAUCAAUAGCGCCAGCAAGGAGCUGUUUGAGCCAUGCGUAACGGCCGUGAAGGCCUUCCUAGCCGGUGAACCGUUCAGGGAGUUUGAGAACUCCAUGUACUUCCACAGAUUUCUCCAGUGGAAGUGGCUCGAAGCACAGCCAGUCACAUAUAAAACCUUCCGGAUGUACCGUGUGCUGGGAAAAGGUGGAUUUGGCGAAGUGUGUGCAUGUCAAGUACGUGCAACUGGGAAGAUGUACGCAUGCAAGAAGCUGGAGAAGAAGCGAAUAAAGAAGCGCAAAGGUGAAAGUAUGGUGUUGAUUGAGAAGCAAAUUUUGCAGAAAAUCAAUUCGCGCUUUGUCGUCAAUCUGGCGUAUGCUUAUGAGACGAAGGAUGCCCUGUGUCUCGUGCUCACCAUUAUGAACGGUGGUGAUUUGAAGUUCCAUAUCUACAAUAUGGGCGGCGAGCCGGGAUUCGAGCUGACGCGGGCGCGCUUCUACGGUGCCGAGGUGGUGUGUGGCCUGGAGCAUCUCCAUCAGCAGGGCAUCGUGUAUCGCGACUGCAAGCCGGAGAACAUCCUGCUGGAUGAUCAUGGGCAUGUGAGGAUCUCAGACUUGGGUCUGGCCGUGGAGAUUCCCGAGGGGGAGAUGGUGAGGGGGCGCGUGGGAACGGUGGGCUACAUGGCGCCCGAGGUGAUAGACAACGACAAGUACGCUUUCUCGCCGGAUUGGUUCAGCUUUGGGUGCUUGCUGUAUGAGAUGAUCGAGGGGCAGGCUCCGUUUAGGGCGCGAAAGGAGAAAGUGAAGCGCGAAGAGGUCGAUAGGAGAGUUAAAGAGGACGCUGAAAAAUACUCGCAUAAAUUUAGUGAUGAUGCGAAAUCCUUAUGCCAACAAUUACUUAUGAAAUCUGUGAAGGCACGUCUCGGCUGCCGCAAUGGUCGAUAUGGUGCGCGUGAAGUGAAAUUGCAUCCCUUCUUCAACAUAAUCAACUGGAAGCGUCUGGAGGCGGGAAUGGUCGAUCCGCCUUUUGUGCCUGAUCCACAUGCUGUUUAUGCCAAAGAUGUGCUUGACAUUGAGCAAUUCUCAACGGUAAAGGGUGUGAAUAUUGAUGCAUCAGAUGAGAAUUUCUACACAAAAUUCAACACUGGCUCUGUGUCGAUUUCAUGGCAGAAUGAAAUGAUCGAGACGGAGUGCUUUAGGGAGUUGAAUGUCUUUGCACCAAAUGAGAAUCCAACGCCAGAUUUGCUCCUAAAUGCACCGCCCACAGUGGAGAAGUCCAGUUGUUUUCCGUUUAGGAGAAAGAAGAAGCAGCCACCGAGGACUCAGCCGAUUCCUAUACCGGAACACCUUCUCUUGCCUAGUCAGAGCUGAUAGCACAAUCGUCGUGUGGCGCUUAGAUGGAGGAAUUGUGAGAGAUCACGAGAGAGUUCAUCUGGUGUUGUGAAGAGAGAUGAAGAUGGUGGUGGCGUGACUGAGGGAAGAACUGGCUCAUUCGCCCGCCACCCACGGAUGCUCCAUUGGCUGACGGUGCAGAAGAAGAUGGUGGACAAGGGAGCGUGUGUGAGUUCCUUUGUCCGGACAUCCAUUUGUGUCACACCGACUCACAGCAACUCCUGGCAGCGCUCUUCCUCAUCCCAGUCAUCGUCCCUGACCCACGUCACCGCGGACACUGCAAUAUUGUUCAAUUCUAAAGUGUUUCCAGUACAAAAGGAAUUAAUUUACUGUUACUACUACUAUGAGACUAGUAUUUAAAAUGAAAAUGAAAAAAGAGAGGAAAGGAAAAUGAGGAAAGAGAUGAGAGCAAGAUGGAAUUGUGGAAAAUCUGCUGUGGUUCAGUGCACGUCUCCUUCAUUCGUCAAACAUCGCAUCUCUCAUUCAUCAUUCACUAUGACUGUUCAUUGUCAGUAAGAUUCUUUUAUAGGUUUUAUGUCUUAGGGUGUUUGUUUUUAAGUGGCUGACUAAGAUGUGUGUGGGAGGAGAAAUGGUGAAUUUUAUCGGAAUUGUCUUCUGAGUGUGAGUUUGUGACUCGAAGAGUCAAAUUUAGUCCAUAAAGAGAAUCGCAUUUCAAUGCAUUGUGUGAGAUUUCAAGAGGACAAAUUCGAUGAGACACUUUUUCGGAAAUUAGAUCUUUUUUUUUUUAGAUAGUAAAGUCAUUUCACACCUGUUGUUAGAUAUAUUUAGUGAAAUUAUUUGUAGAGAGAGAGAGAGUGAGAGAGUGAGUCUCAACAAGAGAGUGCUCGAAGACUUUACUGAGGAAAAAGUCACCAAGUUUUGUCAAAGAGAGAGAGUGAAAUGCGAAACGAAAGUGAGUGGAUUAUUAAAAAGGAAAUAAUAAUAAUGAUCCUCUGUAGGAAGAAUUUUGUCAAUAAUCUCACGUGAAAAGGCACAACAGAUAUUUCAUUCUGUAAAUAUAUAAAUAUAGCAAGUUCGAAUAAUUAAUUUCAUCUUAAAUUACGGCUUCUCUUGCGCUACAUACACACUAACAGUAUAAAAAGAAAAAUGCUGAGUGGCUGAUUUUGGGUGUUUGCACAAAAAUGGCUUUACAAACAAUGAAAACUGUAGAUAAAAUGCAAUAGAAUCACACACAAAACAAGCAACUUUUUGCCAAUAAUCUGUACUUUUGGGACGGUUGAUUACUUAAAGUAAAAUAAUGCAGUUGCUUUGACUUCAGCGUCUCGUGAUAAUUACACUUUGUCUCUUAUUGGAUUCUUUGAUAUUCUUUUCCCCCUUCGCAGUAUAUAAAGAAAACACACUGACAUAUAGAGUAAUUUGUGAGGGCAGAACGGUGGUGAAACUUACAUAACUAACACAAAACAAACACUGCAUUACUUAAGAUGAAAAAAAAGCGUCCUUAAGUUUCAUGAAAUGGCCACUGAUAGCUUCUAAGCAAAUGGACAUACUUAACAAUAGACGACGGUAUAAUUAGUGAGGAAGAACGUUAUUUAAGGAUCAUGCAUAAGGAAUAGAAAUCGCAUUGUAAAUCACUUUAAAAAAAAAACUACAUUGAUAACAAAUAUAUUUACAUUCCAUGAUACACUUAAAGAAGAAGAUGAAGAAGAAAAUGAAUACUAAAACUAAAAAAGAGAAAAAUUAUGUUAUAAAUAUGCAUAAAAAAAUCGCAAUAUGAAAUAUACAUUAAAAAAGAAAAAUGAAGAAAAAACCAUCUCGAAAGGAAUCUCAGAAAAUCUAUUUAGAUUUUAAAGAAAGAAAAAAUCCAUUCAACAUUAGAGAAUCUGCUAAAAAAAAAUCAUGAAGAGAAUCAAGAGUGAAACUUUUUGGACAACUAUUUUUUACUGUAGAGGAAAAUAGAGGAAAAAAAAACCAGCAAGAGAAAAUAUUUUAGAAAUCUCCUCUCGAUCUUCAUUCAUUUUUCUUAUCUUUUUUGCACAAAUAUUAUUAAUCCUUUUGACUGUCAGGCCAACACAAAAAUAAGGUGGAAAUAUAGCGUGAAAUUUACAAAUAUUUAAGGGGCAAAAGACAUGAAGAGUGAGUUUAUUUUAGUAGGACGAAUGAAACAACAUUUUGAUAACGAUUGUAUAAUUGGAAAAUAACGAUUAAUAAAAAAUAUUACUUUAUCGAAAAGAAACACACACACA